GUGAGUAGAAGGAUGAACAUGGGCCUCGGUUCUUUACUCUUCCUUCUCUUAGAUCUUACAUUAUAUUACAACACUUGUCACCUCAAUUUUCUUCAAUCCGAUUGUUUAACUUCGAAUGCAUCAAUAGCUUCACCAUCUUACUUCAAUCUAUCCGAUCUUAGUUCAUUUCAUUAGCAGUUCUGUUACUCAGAUCUUCCUGCUGCCUGAAUUCCCCGUGGAUUAAUUGCGGAACGGCCUCGUACUGAUAUUCGAUAGAUUUCAUCUUGUGGGUUUCUCCAAUCUAUAGAGCAAGGAAAAUGCAAUCGGAUCUUGGUAAGCUAUUCAUUGGUGGGAUUUCUUGGGAUACUGAUGAAGAACGACUAAAGGAGUACUUUAGUGGUUUUGGAGAGGUAUCGGAGGCAGUAAUAUUGAAGGAUCGGAUUACAGGAAGGGCUCGUGGCUUUGGUUUUGUUGUCUUCACCGAUCCAGCUGUUGCAGAAAAAGUCAUCCAAGAGAGGCACAACAUUGAUGGAAGAAUGGUGGAGGCUAAAAAGGCAGUUCCAAGGGAUGAUCAUAACACAAUGAUUAGAAACAAUAGCAUCAUGCAUGGCUCUCCUGGUGCAGGGCAGACAAAAAAGGUAUUUGUUGGCGGUUUAUCAUCCUCUGUAACAGAAACUGGCUUCAAGAACUAUUUCGAGCAAUUUGGAACCGUAAGUGAUGCUGUAGUGAUGUAUGAUCACAAUACACUGCGCCCUAGAGGAUUUGGAUUCAUAACUUUUGAUUCUGAGGAAUCAGUAGACAAAGUUUUGAUGAUGAAACCUUUUCAUGUGCUGUAUGGGAAGAUGAUUGAGAUCAAAAGGGCUGUCCCUAAGGAGUUAUCUCACGGUUCUAGCCGUAGCCCUGUGAGUUUGAGUGGGAUUAGUAAAAUUCUUAAUCAAGGUUAUGGUGUGAAGAUGGAUAUUGGUAGGUUCAGCAGCCCGUUAGGCUCAAGUUACAGAAUGGGUUUGAAUUUUGAACCAAGUUUCGAAGGAAACACUAGCUUCAAUAGCUAUGGUAGAGGAAUCAGUCCUUUUUAUAUUGGAAACUCGAAUCGGUUUGCCAAUCCCAUUGGCUACGAAGGAGGAAAUGGUGGAAACUCUUCUUUUUUUAGUUCGGGAUCCCAAAGUUUGUUGGGUAAUUGGGGUAUCUCUCCUUUGUCAAACCAAGAUGGUGAUAAUCUAGGUUAUGGGAUCAAUGAUAACGGUUAUGGGCUUUAUGGACUAGGAGGAGAAGGAGGGUCUAGGCGUAGUAGCUUCUCGGCAGGUGGCCAUUUCACAUCAAGUGGAGGUUAUGAUGGGUCGGGUUAUGGAGAUCCUACUCGGCGUUCAACGAUCCAUCUUGAAAGGGAUGAUGGACCGGGUUCGUUUGAUUUUAUGAGGGGUGGUAAUGGAGGAUUGGAUGUUUCAACCAAAAGUCCAAUUGGCUAUUAUGGUGGUUAUAAUGUUGCUAAGAGACAGAAUAAUAGAGGGAUAUCGGGCUAGGAGGAGAGUAGCUGUAUCUACAUGCUUAAAUAGGCGAAGAAACCAUGGUUCAAUUUUUCGCACUUCCUCGUGGACAUACAUCUUGGUAAACGAAAUAUUGCAGAGAAAUUAAUUAGGUAGAGCCUUUUAAGUUAGAUAUGUGCUAAGUUUUGAACCUUUUUGUUGUUCUUUUUGUUGUAUUGAGUAUAAAAUCAGAUUGUGGAAUUAUGGUCAAGAUAAAACAGGCUGGGGCAACCCUUGUUCAUGAAGGGGGGUUGCCUUAAACGUAGAAACGUUUGCCUUUUCGGUUGCUUUUAGUGGGCUUAGUCUCUAGCUGAUGAUGUUUCCUGCUAAUGGCUUUGAAAUUAUGUGUUAAAUGGUUUUUGUUUGGACCAGAAAAGAAACUUUUGUUUAUUAUGUUUUAACUUGAGUUCAUUAUUGUUUAA
Molecule: messenger RNA, 1924 nt
Organism: Impatiens glandulifera
Lineage: Eukaryota; Viridiplantae; Streptophyta; Magnoliopsida; Ericales; Balsaminaceae
Product: heterogeneous nuclear ribonucleoprotein 1-like
Exons: 4
Coding region: 297-1499 (400 amino acids)
Molecular function (GO): RNA binding
Source: RefSeq, a predicted model, not a curated record